CCGCUUCGUCGGUCUCACUCUCCUUCCCACUUCCCUCCCACACACUCUCUUUCCCCCCCUCUAGAAAGCAGAGACCGCAGAUAGCUGCUGCUGAGCUUAGCUACGGCUUCUUUUAUCCUCCGCCUCUGCUCUGCUCGCACCGCCAAUGCCUCCCGCCACGGCCAUCGCGCUGUUCCUCGCGCAACUGGUGCUGUGCGGCUGUGUCCCCCCCGCGGAGUCCGGCGAUGUCGGCGCCAGGCCCAGGCGGGUGCUGCACCAGCCGUUGUUCCCGAUCGAGUGGACUCCGCCCCCUUCGCCGCCGCCCCCGCCCGCGCCGGACUUCACUUCCGACCCUAGCCCUCCGGCUUCGACGACGCCCGACGCCCCCCCUUCCGGAGAUUUCUUCCCUCCGGCCCCGCCUGCUGCUCGUGGCAGCGGUGGUACGACGGCGACAUCCCCCACCACCAUCGCCGCCGACGUGUCCAACCCGCCGUCCGGCGUCACCGCCGCCCGCGGCCCGAAGAAGGCGACCAUAGUGGCGGCGGGGGCUGCCGCCGCCGCGGCGAUCGCGCUGCUGGGCUUCGCGUGCGCGUUCCUCAUCACGGGCCGCGCGCGCCGCCGCUGCGACUCGCAGAAGCUGCUCGGCCCAGACGGCGGCCCGGCCCACCACCGCCGCGCCGCCGCCGCCGCAUCCUCCUCCGCCACCGACUUCCUCUACGUCGGCACGGUGGAGCCCGCCACCCCCUCGCAACAGCACCGCGGGCCCACCGACGCCGACCUCGCCGGGUCCCCCUACCGCAAGCUGCGGAACGACCGCGCCCGGCGCGCCGUGGCCGAGGCCGCCGCCACGGACCACCCGAGCCCGGAGCUCCGGCCCCUCCCGCCGCUGAGGCGCGUCGCCACGAUGGGCUCCUCGGACGACGACGCGGCCUACUACACGCCGCGGCAGCGCUCGGGGGGAUCGGGCUCGGGCGGCGCGCUAGGGGAAGCAUGCGGCGAGACGUGGAGCGAGGCGAGCGCGUCCAGCCCGCCGACUACUACCACCGCCUCCCGGCGCAGCCUUCCCAGCAUGACCAGCGACUUCUUCCCCCCUGUCGCCGCGCUGCCCCCGCCGCCUGCCGCUCGAUCCCGCCGCACGCGCACGCCCCCGCGCACGCGCUUCUCCACCGGCUCUGCCCCCGACGUCAAGCAGGUGAUCUCGCCGUCACCGCGGCCGCUGCAGCCCUCCAACCCUCCUCCACGGCCACCUCCUCCUCCCCCGCCGCCGCCUCCUCCAGCGCCGGCAAAGUCUCAAACGGCCCCCAAACCGCCGCCGCCUCCACCGCCGCCACGAAUGACGUCGAAUAACAACAGCCUCCCGAAGCCAGUGGAGCCGACGUCUGGGCCGACAUCGAGGCGGCGGCUGCUCAAGCCGCUCCCACCGGAAGGCCCCCGCAUUGCCAUGCCGAUGCCGAUCACGGCGGCGGCGAACAACAACGGGAGCACGUCGAUGCGGGCAGGGGCCGACGACGCCGAGGACGUGGCGGGCGACCGUCCGGGGCUGCCGAAGCUGAAGCCGCUGCACUGGGACAAGGUGCGGGCGACCUCCGACCGCGCCAUGGUCUGGGACCAGCUCAAGUCAAGCUCAUUCCAGUUGGACGAGGACAUGAUCGAGGCGCUGUUCAUGAACAACUCGAUGCCCGCCGCGCCGCCGAGGGACGGCGGGAGGAAGCCGCCGUUCCGGCAGGAGGAGAGGGUGCUCGACCCCAAGAAAGCCCAGAACAUCGCCAUCCUGCUCCGUGCCUUGAACGUCACGCGCGAGGAGGUCUCCGAUGCACUCUUGGAUGGCAAUGCUGAGUGUUUAGGGAGUGAACUUUUGGAAACUUUAGUCAAGAUGGCACCUACUAAGGAGGAGGAAGUGAAACUACGAGAUUACAGCGGCGACUUAUCGAAGCUCGGUACUGCAGAACGUUUUCUCAAGACAGUGCUGGAUAUACCUUUUGCAUUCAAAAGAGUUGAUGCUAUGCUGUACCGAGCCAAUUUCGAGACGGAGAUUAACUACCUAAGGAAAGCGUUUGAAACACUAGAGGCAGCUUGUGAAGAUCUUAGGGGUAGUAGGUUAUUCCUAAAACUCCUUGAAGCAGUGCUGAGAACUGGAAACCGGAUGAAUGUCGGCACAAAUCGGGGUGAGGCUAAAGCCUUUAAGCUCGACACUCUUCUAAAGCUUGCAGAUGUCAAGGGAGCUGACGGUAAAACCACGCUGCUGCAUUUUGUUGUCCAAGAAAUGAUCCGAUCAGAAGAUGCAAAAUCUGAUAAGGAAAAUGCCAUGAUCACCAGCUCUAAAGAUGAGCAGUUCCGUAAGCAUGGCCUGAAAGUUGUGUCUGGGCUGAGCAGCGAGCUUGGCAACGUCAAGAAGGCAGCUUCCAUGGACUUUGACGUUCUGCAUGGCUACGUCAGUAAGCUCGAAACAGGACUUGAAAAGAUCAAGUCGGUGUUGCAGCUAGAGAGGCAAUGCACACAGGGCCAGAGGUUCUUCAUGGCAAUGCAGAGCUUUCUGAAGGAAGCCGAGAAGGAGAUCGAGCGAGUAAGGGGUGAGGAGAAGAUGGCUCUGGGGAGAGUGAAAGACAUCACAGAUUACUUCCAUGGCGAUGCUGCAAAGGAGGAGGCUCACCCCUUGAGGAUAUUCAUGGUGGUGAGGGACUUCCUCUCGACGCUGGAUCAUGUCUGUAGGGAGGUUGGUCGGAUGCAGCAGGACAGAACCGUCGUCGGGUCCGCGAGGUCGUUCCGUAUUUCGGCGACGACCACAUUGCCGGUUCUAAAUAUGUACGGCCAACGACGGGAGAACAACUCCGACGAUGAGGACAGUUUGUCAUCGUAGGACAAGGGAGAUCAAGGAACAGACUGAAUUUUGGAAUGCACAUAGGAGGGCACACGAACUUUGACAGCUUUAGCAGCUGCAGCAAAAGUUUACUAUGAUAGUGACAAGGAAGCACAUAUUCAAUCUUGGGAUGGCCAAGAUUAGGAGAGAUCGGGGUGUAUACGUUUGGAUUAUGUGGAUUAUUUUUUGUACAAAAGGAGAAUAAUUAUAAGAUAUUUCUCUUUUUGUUGGGUAAUUUGCAAUACAGAGGACUAGGAAUUAGGCUUGGCCACACUAGUAUCUAGUAGCAGUUUACUGGAAGAUGGUCACACUUGUGUAGUUAUUUUCAUAUAAUUUUGGAGCAGUGGUAUUAACUAUAA
Molecule: messenger RNA, 3195 nt
Organism: Brachypodium distachyon (stiff brome)
Lineage: Eukaryota; Viridiplantae; Streptophyta; Magnoliopsida; Poales; Poaceae
Product: formin-like protein 8
Exons: 4
Coding region: 146-2836 (896 amino acids)
Biological process (GO): actin nucleation; actin cytoskeleton organization
Molecular function (GO): actin filament binding
Source: RefSeq, a predicted model, not a curated record